Messenger RNA from Amoebophrya sp. A120, 6876 nucleotides. The record is from the annotation of a GenBank genome assembly. Lineage: Eukaryota; Dinophyceae; Syndiniales; Amoebophryaceae.
AUGACGGCGAAAAAGAACUGGGCCGACUACACCAGUGACGAAGACAGCGACGAGGAUGGAUUCUUGUACUUCUAUUUUCGACAUGUUAACGAAUACUUUAUUUCUUCCGAUGCUGCUUUUGCACUACAAACUGCAUGACAAGUUGUAAAGCGCAGUAAGCCACGGCCACGCUGCGUGAGAAUGAGAAAUAAAACGUGAAGAAGGGAUAAAGUGUCAGAACAAUGAAUGAAAAGAACAAAGGAUUAUUGAUUGAAUCUCCAUCCAAAAAGGAGAAAAAGCUCGAACGGAUAUAAAAAAAAUCAAAACAGCGUCCGUCGCGAUCCUGGUGAGAACAACAAAAAGGGACCCGGAGCACCAGGAGGGGCAACAAAUAAGUCCGGAAUUACGUCAACAUCUAGAAUUGCAGCUGGAGGAGCUGUUGCAGGAACAGCACCCGCCCAGAUCAACCUGAACAAGCCCACGCCCGGGCUUUCCCAGCUGCAGAUCCGCGACAAUGCGGACAGCUACUCCUACAAGAAGCGCACCGAUCUGGACGCGGCCGACCUGGAGCUGGAGCGGUCGCUAAACAACGCAGCGUUGAAUUUUCGGGGCGUGGAAGAGCGGUUUCAGAAUGACGAGCAGCUGGAGAGCGAUCGCCUGGCGGGCAGCAAGAGCAGCUCGCGGAGCAGCUUCGGACAAGCUGCGGGGAACAAGAAGGUUAUAGGUGGUAUGAAAUGUAAAAAUGUCUGGGUCUGGAAGGUUGGAACUUGUGAUGCUGUUUUUGGACUCUAAAAAAAUCUGUAUUGCAUGACCACCAAGAGCGGGACAAUUUGCACGACGCGGACAGGGCAUUUCUCAUGCGGAACGUGCAUCAGGAAGCCCUCUAAAAGUCUGCGAUGCUAGGUCAUGCAUUACAGACAUCAUGGGUCAUGAGAAAUAUGCAUGACAAAUCUUGCACUCUUCCAGACGCAGACAUUUUUGCAUUUGAUAGGUGGGACUGGUCAACAACAACCUGCAUCGGGCGUCGCCUCGGCGACGAGCUCAAGCAGUAGCAGCAGCUCCACCACGGUUGUAGCAAAUAGUAAAGCAAAUACUGCGGCCGGUGGAACUACUGGUACAGCAGCUGUUCCUCCAAAACAGCCGAAGCGGCUGGCCACACAGCCGGAAAGCGAGUCGGCGUCGGCGUCCAAGAUGCGGAUCACCUCCGGUGUCGACGAAUCGGACAUCGACAAAGUCGCGAAAAUGGUGAGUAAACCCAGUCCGGGCGGCGGCGGCGCGAAAAGCAGCACCUGGAACGGAGGUAGUAGUACUGCAGCUCCUACUGCUGGAUCCGCACAGAAGACCACGACGACCAAAGACAACAAUAAGCCGUCCACAGGGGGCAAGCGCUGGGCCGAUAUGCGCAGCGACGAUGAAGAAGACGAAAUGGACCAAAAAGAUCUGAAGAACAGUAACAACACACGACAAAGCAACAAAAAAAAUACCUCGACUUCGAAUGCAUCGAAGCCCCCACCAGCUGCAGCACCGACCGCUCCACCACCGACGACGAAGAAAUGGGGGAAAGUCGAUGAUGAGGACAACGACGAGGAUAAAAAUAGCGACGCGUGGUCAAAGCGAAAGAACGCCCCUUCGCUGAUGGAGAUCAUCAGUAAGGAACAAGAAAUGACCGCCGGCGCAAAUACAGUUUCACAGCAAAACAGGACCACCAGGACAGCUAGUGUCGCGGAUGGUGGCGCGAAAAAGGCCACGACGAAAAUCGUGCUCGGACACUCCAGCUACAGCAGCACGAAAAGAACGGAGCGUGGUACUGUUUUUUUUUGGAUGAAAAUUAUCUUUCAUUUUUUUUUCUUCAAAGACCUGUAAUUGUGAAAAUCAAAAUGAAAAUGUAUGGAGACAAUCAAUCAAAUUGAAUUUUUUUCCAAAAAACACGACAGAACGCGGCCCGCGAAAAAGUGCCGAGGUGUCCGAGGACAUAACGCCCGGUGGAGCAAAGGGUGCGGGAAAGAGCAGGGGCGACUCGCCGCAUGUAGACCACAAGGGCUCCAAGAAAGGAACGAAGGGCUCAUCGGAUCAUAAAGGUAAUUUUGAGAUGAGAUUCUUCUUUAUUUAUGAUGCGAUGGAGAUGGACCACCACGGUGGUGGUCCAUCAUAAUACCACCUUUUGGGCAGAUUACGCUUAGGUUUAUUUGAAGAUAGAACGCAUCAAUUACAUUUUUUGUGUGUACGCUGUAAAAGCGUUGUGCUUGUGCAGAUUCAUUUCUACUUCCACUCUCAGGCGGCAAGAAAGGCGUGUCCAAGGGCGGGAAAGCCGCGGACUCAGGGGAUCCGAUACAGGAAGACGACGACAAGAUGAGCGUGGACGAAGCAGCUGCUCCGUCGCCGAAGAAAAUUUUUGAGGAGCGACCCGCGCCCGCGAACUGGGCAGCGGCCUUCGGCAAGACGCUGACGGAGGAGGACAAGGAAAAGUCGCAGGUCGUGCAGAAAAAAGUCCCGUCGGUCAGCGAAACCGUGGCGAAUAGCACGUUAAACGCAAGCGCGCCGGCGUUCAUACCAGGUAAAACUCGAAAGUGAAAGAACAGGUGGUUGCUGGUCUUUUUUUGUGCAUGAAGAUAACGGACUGCUUGUUCCCGGCGUUCCCCAUGAUGUUUACAUUCUUCAUCCUACUGGCGUACGUUGUCGAGUUCGAGAACAUGAAGGAAGACGUUGACGUGAAGUAGGCUUCAUUAGCAUUACGAGAACGACGACGACCGAUUUUUUAGUUAUUUGUUUGUUGUACAAUCAACAAUCCAACAUGCACAAGUCAAAUAUAGUGUCAGCACGAAAAGAAAUUCAUUAUAAAAAUCAGGUGGUUUUCCGGGCGGCACGCAGGUGACCUGCUUCCAAACGGUACCCGCCGGACAGGGCAUCAAGCGCACCCGCGACUGCCUCACGCCGGCAAGCAGCGCGCACGCGGGGUACCUGCAGAAGAUGCAGAAGAUCGAUCUGACGGGGAGCAACGGAAUCCUUUUCCAGCCGACCAACUCCACCUCGACCUCCACGUCGACUUCUUCCUCCGCGGGGCCCAGUAGCAAAGUCCGGGCAGCUCCUGAGGGGGAAAACAGACCACAGCCACAGGCCAAUGGUGGUGCAGCAACUUCUGGCACGACAGGGGAUGUUGUGAACAACGGCAACCUCAACGCAGCGGCAGGCGUGUCUCGAACAUCGUCUGUCUCCGUAGGCGGCCAACAUCAUCAAGUAGGAACGACCAUCAUCACACCGAUGAAUCCACCCAGCGUAGGUGCGGGAGCAGUUGUAAAUCGGGGGAACUCGUCCGGGGUACAUGGUACAAACAACAACAUGCUGAUCGCCUCCACAAUGUCGGGCAUGGACACGCCAACCAGCAACGGCGAUGCGACGAUGAGUGUGCUUUCCGGCGAUUUCAUCAUGGCGCCCUACGUGGUCGGGUGGACUCCGGUCGAGGGGAACUACGGGAAGCAGCGACAGAAGAAAAAGCUGAAUCUGUAUCUGAACAACGCAGUCGCAGUACCACCUAUGAUGAACAACGGGGGAGACACACCAGACAUCAAAAACGGAAAUAGGAAUAAUAGGCUGAAAGCCUCGCCAAAGCUGAACCUUUUAGGGGAGCAGGUGGAAAGACCGGGGUCAGGAGGCAGCAGUACUUCAGGGACCAAGGAGAGAAAGAAAAACGCGGACGAAGGUACUAUAUUGACAUAAUUUGCGCUGCGCGUGUUGUAGCCACGAUGCCAGCUGCACUCGUAGUUGAUUGUGUUGACGUAGACAUUCAGUCUAGAUCUGGUGGUGCAAGUCCAAGUAACUUGGUGGACCAACGCUUUUUAUUUGUUCUCUUGUUAUGUUGUCACCGUGAACGUGAUGUUGCUACUUCAUUCAAGUGCGAUAUGAAGUUCUUGAAUGUGCUGGAACCGUAGCCGUAUGGUUAUGGUAUGAUCGAAAAUUUAUUUAUACAAAUCAGGCAAUUAUCCCCGUUCUUCCGCGUCCUCCGUAUCUGAGCCGAUCGAUGAGGAACAGCAGAAACUGAACCAAGAAGCGCAAGACAAAAAGCGCACGGAGAGGCUCGCAAAGACCCUGAAAAACCUCCCGGAGUACAAGCUCUACCUGGCUGACGUACCCAAGGAACGGCGCGAGGAAGGCCACCAUCCGUCCACACCCACAAUGAAAGACUCGAAUCGUAUAGAUUGAUCAUGCUUUGUUUUGGAAGAGGUUGGUUCUUGUAGGCAAUGAAUACAAAUUUACUUAUUCAUAUUCUCCAGCAGUGCCCUUUAGGUUUAACGCAUACGCAUAGGUAUAGUACUAAUAAGAAAUGCAUGACAACUAAAGACGAAACAUUGCAGGGCGCUUCUAUAAGUAUUUCCAAAAUGAUUCUGAACAGGUCAAUUCCGGUACAAAACCGAGGAGAUGCGUCGCUGGCUACAAGACAAUUACGGGCAUUCCGACGCUGGCGCCACAGCUAAUGGGCACGGCGCUAGUAUGGAGGUCACUGCGUAGCCGUUCCAGGAAGGUGCCGUCGCACAUCGACGGCAGAUUAUAGACUAAAGGCUUCAGAAGGAGUUUCAAUAGGAGAUAAAAAUUACGCAACAAAAAUAACAACUCAUCAAUCAAUCCAGAUGAAGGCGUAAAAAUCGCAUACUAGAAAAAGCACCAUCUACUUUAUGGCAGAGAAACACAACAAAUUAAGAAAACAACUACAGCAAACAUCAAACCUGAUGAGUAGACAGUUUAGAAGCUGGAAGAGAAGAACUCAAAGAAAAAGCUAUAGCUGAUCGCGCAGCUUGAACUAAAAUUUGCAACACGACCAAAACAAGUCGCUACAGUAGAAAAAUUUACGCAAGGACACAAAUCUUCAACCAGUAUGAGAGCUUUACUUACGUCAGGCCAAUAAACUUUUCGUAAAUAUCUAAAGCACAACCCGCAGCUGAGCUUCUUUAUUGUUUUGAAACUUCUUGUUCGGAUGAAAUAAAACUUCAACUUGAACUGUUACACUUUCGCGGGAGAAGAUGAACCUUUUUUCCAGUACAUUUGAACUUCAUUCUACCAAUUGCAAAAAUUUGAAGAAUACUUUUUCCAGACUAGCAAACAGCAAAAAUAGGCGAGCACGUCGGCAAUUGUAGCAGCGGUGGGAAGUCGUGCUGUCGCCAGUGUUGAAGAAUAUCAUGUUUCCGUUUCGCUUUCGCUUAUUACGCUGAACAAAAACUCGAACGAACACGAAAAAAACCUUUAUCAGUUUGCACAGGUUAUUAGAAAUAGAAGUACAGUAUAGAAGGGAGAUGUUUAACUAGUCCGCGAGCUUUAAUAUUGCAGUUCGAACAAUCACAAUGGGUCAACAAGAAUAGCAGUAUAAACACGGCUCGAAGUGUUGGAACGAAUGUCACUUCGAGGAUUAUACCGCUCUAUUGAAACGGGUAGUGCGUCUUUCUUACGUUAAGAACGACCAAUAACCUUGUCAUAUGAUUAGCUCACAACUCUGUCGAUGGGCAUGGGAUGAACAAGAAAAAAAGUACAGUUUUGGUAUCGAAUCUGGCAGGUAACGCUUCUAAUCUUCUUGUAUCAGAUUUGUUUUCAAUAUCUUGAUAGUAUCUGUUUGUUUUCAUUUUGUUUUUUGAUGGCGCCAGCGCGUCUGCGCGCGGCGCUCUGUACUGCAGCAAAGAAUUUCUGUUGUACAGGAGCAUUGAGCAAAAAUGUGGCAAAUGCACAGGAAUUAUGGCCGUAUUUAACUUUCCUCUUUGUGAUCGGUUUUCCACUCGGAGGACGACGCAAGGGGUUGUAAACUAAAAAGUAAAAUUUCUAUUUGUGGCCACUGAUCCACUUCAUUGAAAUUUAAGCGCGCCAUUGCACAGACAGAAACGGGCCAGAUGAUUUAUCCAAAAUCGCUUGUAUUUGGUGCGGGAGCUGUCAGAUGAAAGUAACAAUAAAUAAUUCGAAGUAGAACAGCACAACAAGAACAAACUCAAAUUGCACCAGGUAAGAACGUCAGCGCUAUCCCGACGACGUUGGCUCAAAAAUAAAAGCUUGUAUUGGUCAACAAGAAAAGCAAGAUAUUUUGAGCCGCCUCGUACAGAGGAUCAUUUGCAACAGGGAAGAUGUUUGUGAAAACGAACGUAAAAAAGUAUAGUCCAAAAAAGUAUAUUGUGUAGCAGGGACCAUUUGUGUAAUGGAACAAGGAAACACAAGACCGCAACCUAGAAGUAUUUCUUGCUGUGAAGCAGCCAAUGCUUUUUUUAGACCACGACGACCAAAAGCAAAGCGAUCUGAUUUAAUUCAGAUCAAACCUCGAACUCCUUUUCUAGUCACUCUACUUUGACCUUUUGUUUUGUGCUUGACGCUGCAGCUUUCUCGUCCAUUCGUCGAGAAUGCUCAGCGUCAGCCUGCGCGACGCAUCAUUUUCAACAGCGCCAGUUGUUAAGGCCUUGAAAUUGUGGUGAAACAAAAAUGUUGCAGGUGUUAUUACAAGCGUGAUCUACAACUUCCUGUUGUCGUUGCAACGAGCGAACAGGCGAUGAGUAGACCGUUUGUGGUAGCAUGCUCCUGCUGGUGAAAUAACCUUAACAAGGAUGUUGUGGAUAGGGAAAAUAUAGUAAUUUUUGGUGCCGGAGCGGGAGCCGGCUACGAGUAUGGAGGGAAGGACAUCGCCAUCGGAUCGGCACUUCUCACGCUAAAGUUGCAGUCGCAGACUUUGAAACCUAUGUUUACCAAAAAAAGUACUACCGACGCACGCGCAGAUAUUUUAUCUUUUUCAGUAGAAGUAAAAAACAAAAACGAAAGCAAGACGCAGCUAUGCGGCCUGAAGCUGAAACUGGCUUUGACCGUGGAAGACGAAGAGUGUAACAGAAGGCUUACGACAACGACUGAGCUUUCCAUCGGUAGUGUACGCAUUGGUCCUGG